Daucus carota subsp. sativus is the source of this 1453-nucleotide messenger RNA. RefSeq lists its product as uncharacterized. The transcript has 14 exons. Bases 137 to 1264 code for a protein of 375 amino acids. NCBI's taxonomy places the organism in Eukaryota, Viridiplantae, Streptophyta, Magnoliopsida, Apiales, Apiaceae. The record is from RefSeq and is a predicted model, not a curated record.
UUGGUUCAGAAUUUUGUGGGAUGUGUCUAGAAGGAAUCUUGUUAUAGCCUUACAAUGACUGUUCUUCUAGGUUUCUGUGUCGACAAAUCAAAUUUAUAGGCGAUCAUGUUUCUGUGCAAUCUUUCCUCUGGUGUCAAUGCUCGGUCUAAUGAUUUUCUUGGGGGGUUCUUUUGUGAAGCAAGAUGAUAACCAGAACUGGUUAACAUGGAGUGUGGCACAAAGUUUCCAAAGUUCAGAUAGUAUAUGUAAGAAUCGAUGCAGGCGUCCUGGAAGUGAGACCUUACCUAAAGGUAUCGUUACAGAGACCUCCAAUUUUGAAAGACGCCCAUUAUGGGGCUUACCAAAGAACAAACCAGCUAGUAACUUAUUUUCAGCAGCUGUUGGAAUAAAGCAGAAGGAAAUGGUAAAUGAAAUGGUCCAAAAGUUUCUGGCUAGUAAUUUUGUAGUCAUGCUUUUCCAUUACGACGGAGUUGUUGAUGAAUGGAAGGAGUUUGAUUGGAGUAAUGAUGUAAUACAUGUGUCAGCAAUGAAUCAAACCAAAUGGUGGUUUGCCAAAAGAUUCUUGCAUCCAGAUGUUGUAGCAGAUUACGAUUACAUAUUUCUCUGGGAUGAAGACCUUGGAGUCGAAGAUUUUAAUCCUGAGAGAUAUGUAUCAAUUAUUACAAAGGAAGGUCUUGAGAUUUCACAACCUGCACUCGAUCCAAAGAAGUCUGAGGUGCACCAUCAGAUAACUGCACGUGGAUGGAGAACAGAUGUCCACAGGAGGAUAUACAAGCCUGGUGACAAUAACUCCAGAUGUGAUGAGAAAAGUACUAAGCCUCCAUGCACCGGGUGGAUUGAAGUGAUGGCUCCAGUUUUCUCAACCACUGCUUGGAGAUGUGUAUGGCAUAUGAUGCAGAAUGAUUUUGUCCACGCUUGGGGCUUAGACAUGCAGCUCGGUUACUGUGCUCAGGGAGAUAGAACAAAAAAUGUCGGGGUCGUCGAUGCUGAAUACAUUGUUCAUCAUGGGAUCCCCACACUAGGGGUCUCUAAAGACAAGACGGAACUGGAUGCAGCUAAAAAUGCUUCUGAAAUACAUGAACUUGCAAGCUUGGGAACAAAUGCGACGUUGAAAUCUGGAGCUACUGAUUGCAGAAUUGAUGUGAGAAGGCAGUCUUAUAACGAAUACAAGAUAUUCAGAAGACGGUGGAUUAAAGCUGCUGCAGAAGAUCAGUGUUGGGUUGAUCUAUAUCCAGGUAGUGAGCUUCCACAAUUGCUUUCAUGAAUAUAUUUCAUCACAAGCAAUGAGCAAAAAUGUCAUUAUUUCUUUACGGAAAGUGUGAUACUAUGUAGAAAUUUGUAGCAGAGUCUGAUCAUUUGAUUAUUCAACAAUGAAAUUUCCUUCUUUUUUGGUGGUAGUAAUUUUUCCUGAGCAUGAGAUCACUAGUACGGAAAAGUUCCAAUCUAAAGAUAU